This is a messenger RNA of Clupea harengus (Atlantic herring), 3571 nucleotides long. RefSeq names its product dipeptidyl-peptidase 6a (gene dpp6a). Gene Ontology annotation, biological process: proteolysis; regulation of potassium ion transmembrane transport. NCBI's taxonomy places the organism in Eukaryota, Metazoa, Chordata, Actinopteri, Clupeiformes, Clupeidae. Gene Ontology annotation, cellular component: voltage-gated potassium channel complex; plasma membrane. Gene Ontology annotation, molecular function: potassium channel regulator activity; serine-type peptidase activity. The record is from RefSeq and is a predicted model, not a curated record.
CGCUUUUCGUGUUUUGUGCCUGUUGUGGCUAAUCACACAGCAAGACUCCUUCACAGAGGAUUCCGUGAUGUUGGGGAGAGUUUUUGAGUAGGUACCUCCGCUGGCCACUUGUCAUGCACAGUCUCUGAAGGCUACUUCUACUCUGUGUCUGGCAUAGUUGUCUUCUCGAGUUAUUUUAGUGGGCGUGAAAGCGACGUUGUUGCUUUACCGAAUAGACGGAAGGACGGAUUGAACUAGAGGGAAAUACGUGCAGUGAAUUCCGAACAAGUCCUCAACUAAUGGAUUGUCCCCAAACGCUAUCUUCUGUUCUGACACAGCGAUCAAAGUAACUCGGAUCUCUUUUGUUGCCCGUAGUGUGAGUCCGCCUUCUCUCUCAGAUUUGAGGUCUAAUCGAUACUGUUAUUUGACUUAUUCUCUGCGGACUGCUCUUACUAAACUCCUGUGAUCGCCUCCAAAUAGUCCAGCUCAGACAACGGGUCAGUCUGAUGAGAGACGGGGAUAUUUUCCCUACCUUUUUGAACUACUCUUUCUCUGUAAAUACGAGCCAUGGCUUCGGUGUAUCAGAGAUUUUCGGGGAACAUUAACACCAACGCAUCCUUCCCUGCGCUGCCCGAGGCCAGUCACCUGCUAGGCGGACGCGUCAGUGAGGAGGAGAACGCGGGAAAGACGCCAAGACCAUGUCAGGACCCUCGAUCUCGUGUCCUCCAUCACAAAAGGAGUCAGUAUGAUGACGAGGAUGAGCUGGUGGGGAGUAAUCCUCCACAGAGGAACUGGAAGGGAAUAGCGAUCGCCCUGCUGGUCAUUCUGGUCAUCUGCUCCCUUAUCGUCACUUCAGUCAUCCUGCUGACCCCAGGUGACGAUGACAGCCUGGCCUCAAAGGGGAAGGUGACGGUGAAGGACGUCUUCGGGGAGGACUUCAGGGUUCACGACCCCCACGCUAAAUGGCUGAGCAGUAAUGAGCUGCUGUACCGCACGCGCGAGGGAGACGUAGUCCGGCUCAACGUGGAGACCAUGGAGCGGGUGGUGCUGGUCCCCAAUAAAAUAUUUGUAACGCUACGUGCCAGUAAGUACGAGCUGUCCCCAGACCUGCGCUAUGUGCUGCUGGCCUACAACGUCGUGCCGGUGAGUGGCCCUGAUAACUCACAAUAUGUGUGUGUGUGUAGGCUAAUCACAGGGAGACAUGGGACCCUCAACCCUCCAGAGGUGCGCAAUGCGAAGCUGCAGUAUGCAGGUUGGGGGCCACAGGGUCAGCAACUGAUUUUCAUAUUUGAGAAUAACAUCUACUACCGGGCCACGGUGGAGAAGCGAUCGAUCCGUCUGGUUUCCAGCGGCAAAGAGGGCGUCAUCUUUAAUGGUCUCAGCGAUUGGCUGUACGAAGAGGAGAUCUUCCAGUCCCACAUCGCCCACUGGUGGUCCCCUGAUGGAGCGCGGCUGGCUUAUGCCACCAUCAAUGACACACUGGUGCCCAAGAUGGAGCUGCCAAUGUUCACAGGCUCCCUGUACCCUACGGGCAGAGAGUACCACUACCCCAAGGCUGGUGAGGAGAAUCCUGUCAUCUACUUGUACGUGGUGAACCUCAACGGACCCCUACACACUAUAGAGAUGCGGAGGCCAGAGGACCAGAGGAUAGGGGAGUACUACAUUACUAUGGUGAAGUGGGCCACCAGCACCAAGCUGGCGGUGAACUGGCUGAACCGAGCCCAGAACAUCUCCAUCCUCACUCUGUGUGAGGCCACCACGGGUGUGUGCUCUAAGAAACACGAGGAUGAGAGUGUGGGAUGGCUUCACAGACAGAAUGAGGCUCCCGUCUUCUCCAGGGACGGCCUCAAGCUGUUCUUCAUCAGAGCUCUUCCUCUGGGGGGCAGCGGACGCUUCUUUCACAUCUCCAUGUCCAUCUCACAGGCCAACACCAGCACAGACACCCUGCAGACGGUCACAUCUGGGAAGUGGGACGUGACACAGGUGCUGGCCUUCAGUGAAGACACCCAGCAGAUAUACUUUCUGAGCACGGAGGACGACCCCAAGAGGAGACAUCUCUACAGUGCGGACAUCGUGGGCACGUUCAACAGGCGCUGCGUCUCCUGUGACUUCAAUGACAGCUGUGGCUACGUCAGCGCCACCUUCAGUCACAAUACCAGCUACUUCCUGCUCCACUGCCAUGGUCCUGGGGUUCCAUCUGUAAGAGUGUACAGCACCCUGGAUAAAAAGAAGGUGUACGAUCUUGAAACGAACCAGGAACUGCGGGACAAGUUGGACUCCAUGCAGAUCCCCAAGGUGGAGUACAUGGACGUGGAGAUCGAAGGCUACACUCUGACCAUGCAGAUUGUCAAACCUGCUGGCUUUUCCAUAACAGGGCAUUACCCACUGCUCCUGUUUGUUGACGGGACGCCGGGCGGGCAGGUUGUGUCGGAGCGCUUCCAGGUGGACUGGACCACCGCGCUGGUCAGCAGCUUCGGCGCGCUCGUGCUCCGCUUCGACGGCCGCGGCAGUGGCUUCCACGGGACCGAUCUGCUGCACAAGGUCCAGCACAGACUGGGCAUGUAUGAGGAGAAAGACCAGCUGCUGGCACUCAGUGUAUUAUCCAAAGAGCCAUACAUUGACAUCACCCGGAUUGGAGUAUUUGGACAGGAGUAUGGGGGAUACAUCACCAGUCUCCUCCUCAGUUCAGAGAUGUCCCCGAUGAAGUGUGGAGCAGCUCUAUCACCCAUCACUGACUUUGAGUUAUACGCCUCAGCUUUCUCAGAGAGAUACCUGGGCUUACCCAAGCCUGACAGGAGAGCCUACGAGAUGGCUAGUCUGACGGAGCGUCCCAGCUCAUACAGACCAUCUAUGUUCAUUGAUAAAAAGUUCCUCAUAGUUCACCCCACAGCAGACGAAAAAGUCCAUUUCCAGCACACAGCCAGAUUCAUCUCCCGGCUUAUAAAUGAAAAGGCAAACUACAGUCUACAGAUCUACCCAGACGAAGGCCACUACAUCCACAACGAGGCCACACGGCAGCACCUCAGCCAGUCGCUUGUCAACUUCUUUGAAGAGUGCUUCCGGCUACCGGAGAAGCUCUUUGAGGAGGAGGAGGAGGAGUUUGACGACGAGAGUGAGGAUGAUGGUUAGACUGCUGCCUCUGACCUUCGACCUAUGCCCUCUGCCCUCCCUGCCCUACCCCUCCCUACUUCCCCAUCCAAACCCAAGCACAAGAACCAGCCCGCCAGUUCUACGUAUUAUGCAACGCCACUGGAUAUUCAUCUCAUCCUUGUUUUGAAUCGACACCACUUAUCCACUUUGAUUUUCACCCACUUUUAUCUCCUCACUGUCUGGAAUGACGUACCUGAAGCUGUCCCUCCCCCCUGUACAGUCGCUUGCCUCCCGGCACCCCGGCCCUCCUCCUUGCCAAUCUUCUUCCCCCUCAUCCCUCAGUGAACCACUAAUGGACUCCUAUGACAGCAGCAGCACCUCCCCUCCCCCCUUUUUCUGGAAACAAUCUAAACUCAAGACAAUGAUCACCUUGGUGAGGUGAGGUGUGGCAUCUGUCUGGGGUCACACCAGGCAGCUUUACAGCCCGGGGGGGGGGGGGGGG